Arvicanthis niloticus (Nile rat) is the source of this 643-nucleotide messenger RNA. It is a transcript of the gene Bcl2l10, whose product is annotated as BCL2 like 10. NCBI's taxonomy places the organism in Eukaryota, Metazoa, Chordata, Mammalia, Rodentia, Muridae. Gene Ontology annotation, cellular component: mitochondrial outer membrane. Gene Ontology annotation, biological process: release of cytochrome c from mitochondria; regulation of apoptotic process; extrinsic apoptotic signaling pathway in absence of ligand. The record is from RefSeq and is a predicted model, not a curated record. Gene Ontology annotation, molecular function: BH domain binding.
AAUGUCCAAGCGGGUCAGAGUGGGAAGUAGCUGAGCCUAGAAAGCCAGCUGAGGUUGGACCAGGUGCAAAGGCCAAAGGAUGGGCGACCCGCUGCAGGAACGCACUAGACGGCUGCUGACUGACUACAUAUUGUUCUGCGCACGGGAACCGGGCACCCCGGAGCCACCGCCCACGUCUGUCGAGGCGGCCGUGCUGCGCUCUGUCACUAGGCAGAUCCAACAGAAGCACCAGGAUUUUUUUUCCUCCCUUCGCGACUACCAGGGCAACCGCCCUGAGCUGGUGAGAUGGAUGACAGGUAUAUUGUUCUCCAGUGACCGAGACUUCACCUGGGGCCACCUGGUGGCGCUCCUGGCCUUAGCGGGGACGCUUAUGAAUCAAGGCCCUUGCAGGACUGUCGAGCAAAGGAGGGAUCUGAGGAAUCGUCUCCAAGUGGACCAAGACUGCUACCUCACAGUGAACUUGCUGUAUAACCUGCUCAUGGACCGGCACCGCUCCUGGCUGGAGGCUCACGGUGGCUGGGAUGGCUUUUGCCGCUUCUUCAAGAACUCCUCACCACCUGACUUCUGGAGCAGACUGCUGAUUUGGGCUUUUCUGUCAGGCCUCUUUGCAACAGCCGUCUUUUAUAUCUGGAAACAUUUGUAA